AUGAAUCAAAAUUCCAAAAAUGAUGCACUCAGAAGUGUAUUAUCUUAUCAACGACGAACACAGAGUGUCGACUGUUAUGCGCCUUCGAUUUUAGAGGAGGAUGAAUAUUAUGAAAGUUGUGCUAAUAAUACAAAUGAAACAUUAUCUAAUGGUAAUCAUGACAUAUUAAAAGAAAACGAUGAUGUUUAUGUCAAUGUUCCAUUACCAAGAGUGCAUAGUCGAUCAAUGUCAAGACCAUGUCGACGCACUCGUUCUGUUUUUGCACCAUCACCAAAAUGUAAUUUUGGACCUAAAGGCACACUUAAAAAAGUACGAAACAAUGCAGAACUUAUUGUUAUUCAAGAUCCAUGUAGUCAACGUCUUGAUUGGACUUCAUCACCUAAUAAUAUUCUUGUUAUCCGUAAACCAGGAUUAUCUACACAGACAGAAUUUCGAAUUCUUGUUACGAAACUUCUUAAACGUCGUCUCAAUGUUUAUGUUGGAUCUUCUGACCAUACACAAUUACCAUUUGCUACUGAUGCUAAUUUACAAGAGAAUGUUGAGCGAUGCAUUCCAUUUGAUCAAAAAAAUGACACAUGUAAAAUUGAUUUAGUGAUUUGUUUGGGUGGUGAUGGUACUCUUUUACAUGCUUCAAGUUUAUUUCAAAAAAGUUGUCCACCUGUAUUAUCAUUUUCUAUGGGUUCAUUGGGAUUUUUAACUCCAUUUGAUUUUCAAUUUCAUGACAAUAUUAUAGAUGAAGUUUUAUCUGGCAAAGUAGCUGUUUUAUUACGAACACGUUUAAAUUGUGCAAUUAUUAAACAUGAAUUAAAUAAUUUAUCUUCAUCAGAGACAUCAGAUGUUUCUUCACAAACAAAUGAAACAAGUCCAUCAAUUGAUACUGAUGCUAUGACUUGUUUGGCAUUAAAUGAAGUUGUUAUUGAUCGUGGACCAAGUUCAUAUUUAUCAAAUCUCGAUUUAUAUAUUAAUGAUAAAUAUAUUACUAAAGUACAAGGUGACGGUUUGAUUGUCUCGACUCCAACUGGCUCUACAGCUUAUGGAAUGGCUGCCGGUGCUUCAAUGGUCCAUCCAAAUGUUCCUGCUAUGAUAGUAUGUCCUAUAUGUCCACAUUCAUUAUCUUUUCGUCCGAUUGUUGUCCCAGCGGGUAUUGAACUUACAGUGAAAGUAUCUGAAGAUACUCGUCUAACAGCAUGGCUUUCAAUCGAUGGAAGAAGUCGACUUGAAUUACGUCAACAUGAAGGUGUAAAAAUAACAACAAGUGUUUAUCCCGUACCAUGUAUAUGUCGAUUUGAUCAACUAGGUGAUUGGUUUCAAUCAUUAGCUGAUAUACUUCAUUGGAAUAUACGUAAACCACAAUUAAAUCUUGAUAUUGAUCAAGAACUUCAACUUGAUGAACAUAUGCACACUCAAGAUGAUGAAAAUACUUUAGAGAAAAAUGAAUAA
Rotaria sp. Silwood1 is the source of this 1440-nucleotide messenger RNA. Lineage: Eukaryota; Metazoa; Rotifera; Eurotatoria; Philodinida; Philodinidae. The record is from the annotation of a GenBank genome assembly.